Messenger RNA from Rattus norvegicus (Norway rat), 6778 nucleotides. RefSeq names its product SEC22 homolog C, vesicle trafficking protein (gene Sec22c). Gene Ontology annotation, cellular component: endoplasmic reticulum membrane. Gene Ontology annotation, biological process: endoplasmic reticulum to Golgi vesicle-mediated transport. Lineage: Eukaryota; Metazoa; Chordata; Mammalia; Rodentia; Muridae. The record is from RefSeq and is a predicted model, not a curated record.
CUACAUGAGGAAGGUUUAUUAGGAGAACGUGUUCAUGUGGUGACAGAGGCUGAGAACCAGGGGAGCAAGUUCUGUGCUUCAUUGAAUUGCACUUGGCCUCAGAAUCAGGAAAGCUGGGGCUAAGGAUGUGGCUCAGUGGGUAAUGCUCUUGUCUAGGAGGCAGGAAACCCUGGGGUUGAGCUGCAGCGCACAAGCUGGCUGUGGAAGCACACAUUGGCAAUCCCAGCACCCGGGAAAUAGAGGCAGCAGGAUCAACUGCUACAUAGUGAAUUCAAGGUCAGCUUAGGAUACAUAGACUCUGUCUCAAGGAGUAAAAAUGAAGUAUCCGUGAAGUUGAUGGUGUAGUGUUAGAGAGAAGCUGAGGUCCUGAGAACCAGACUUCCAAGGAGAGCCUGGAGUUCUGACGUAUGGAGAGGGUGACAGGGCUGAUCCGGGGUUUUCUAGUUCAGGCAUUCUAUCAAAAUCGAUGCAUCCUCAGCCCCACAGAGUACUGUGCACAAGUGAAUGUCUCUGAAACACAAGAACUCUCUUUUGCCCAACAGCCUGAGACUUGGGGAACCUUCCCCUGACCCCGAACUCCAAGUCAAGUGUAAAUUCUCUUUGGAACCCAUGGUUCUGUGAAGCAUGACUUCUGUUUAGACACCUUUCCUGCCUGGUUCCCUACCCCCUUCUCUUGAUAUGGUUUCUGUGUUCACACGUGCUGUGUACACAGUGAGCGGCACACAAUGGUGCUCAGCAUUUGUCAAAACAGUUAAGGGCCUAACUUUGCUACCCAAUCUCCCUCCAGCCACGUAGAGAGGGUGUGUUGCUCGGAGAUCGGACUUUGGCACCUCCUCCAGGCUGGCAGAAGGCUAUAUGCUCUUCGGAUCUUCUAUCUCGGGCCUCCUGCCCAACUGCAUAGCCUGCAAGAACCCACGCCCAGGGAGUGUCACUCCAGUCAAGGGGCCUGGACGCCUCCGGAGAACAGCCCUGUCCGCUCCCGGGCAGGAAUCGAGGGGACAUCGGAGCCUCUACACACGGUUCGAGGUGUCCUCAUGACUUCUCUCUCGGACCAUGUCCAUGAUCCUUUUUGCCAGCAUAGUACGGGUGAGGGAUGGAUUGCCCCUCUCGGCCUCCACUGACUUUUACCACGCCCAGGAGUUUCUGGAAUGCAGGAGGCAGCUCAAGGCCUUAGCCCAGAGGCUGGCUCAGCAUCCAGGCCGAGGCUCGGCAGAGAGUUGUGACUUCCGUAUCUAUUUCUUGUCAUCGGGGGACGUGGCCUGCAUGGCCAUCUGCUCACGUCAGUGCCCAGCAGCCAUGGCCUUCUGCUUCUUGGAGGCUCUGUGGUGGGACUUCAUAGCUUCCUAUGACACUACCUGCAUCGGCCUGGCCUCCCGGCCCUACACUUUCCUUGAGUUUGACAGUGUCAUUCAGAAAACAAAGUGGCAUUUUAACCACAUGAGCUCCUCCCAGAUGAAGAGUGGCUUAGAAAAGAUUCAAGAGGAGCUGAAGUCCCAGCCUCCAGCAGUCGUGUCCCUGGAGGGCACAGAUGUGGCAAAUGGCUUGCUGAAUGGCCACGCCCCAGCGCACUCUGAACCUGCGCCGAAUCUCCGGAUGAAGCCGGUGACAGCCCUGGGCGUCCUCUCCCUUGUUCUUAACAUCAUGUGCGCGGCCCUGAACCUCAUCCGUGGAGUUCACCUUGCAGAGCAUUCUUUACAGGUUGCCCAGGAGGAGGUUGGAAACAUCCUGGCUUUCUUUAUUCCUUCUGUGGCCUGCAUCGUCCAGUGUUAUCUGUACCUGUUCUACAGUCCAACCCGGACUCUGAAGGUGCUGUUGAUGCUGGCCUCCAUCUGCCUGGGCAAUGCGUACCUGCACGGGCUGAGGAACACCUGGCAAAUCCUCUUCCACGUAGGGGUGGCUUUUCUGUCUUCAUAUCAGAUCCUGACCAGACAGCUGCAGGAGAGGCAGUCCGACUACGGAGUGUGAGGAGGACAUCGUGUACUGGAUGGCACCUUUGAUUUCCCCCCUCCCCUCUGGAAGGCCAGUCUGUUUCCACUCCUGCUUCUCAACUUCACCUCAAACCUCCAUCCUUGUCGCUCCCGAGGUCACAGGUUCUGGCAGGUGCAGUGGAGGACCCGGGACUGCUGGUUGCCAGUCCUGGUUUGUGUGGACCGUUUGUGAAGGGCCACCAGCCGAGCACGGGACAGGGCAGCUGGAGCAGGCAGGCGCUUGCUCAGAGAGCAUCUUCAACGGUCAGAGUGGCCGCAUCUUGGUCUCCUAAAUCUAAUGAUAACCUCAAACCACUAGAUUCCACAAUGGUAGAUUUAGUAAAUGGCCGGCGUCUGUGAGGAGGCUUCAGAGUUGACGUCAAUUUGCAGGUUCCGUGUAACUUUAAUUUUCCUUAUGGUGUCAGUACAGGGUAAAUUAAAGCUUAGAAAUACGGCUCACAAAUAUAAGCUAGGUAAAUUCUGUUUACAUUUUUGAUAACUUGGGUUCAAUAAACCUUGGGAAUAUUUAAAUAUAUUUUGGAUAUAAAUUGAAGCUCAUUCAGAAUGAAGCAAACUUAGGCUGAGAAAAUGCUAAGGAGAUCCGGGUUUAUUUAAAGGACAGAGACCCUUUAUGGUGGCCGGACUUCAUGGACACAGAUGUGGUUUAUCUGCAGGACCUACCUGAAUUAUGUUUAGAUUAAUAACCAGUAUCGCUGGGUCAGAAGCUUCUAGGCAUGGGCAGAUACGGGGCCUUCAGGGUCCUCUUAGAGGAACAGAGUGGAGAGGAAAUGCCAGGGUUUUGGGGGUCCCUGGCAGGAAUAGGGAGGCCGCUGUUAUCCGCCUUUGUUGUGGUAGCUGGGCACUCGCCACUGUAACACUGCCGGAGACUUGGCCCUGUGCAUCUCCUCCUAGAGAGGCCUCCCAAGUUAAUUACUCCUCUGCGCCUCCCUCAAGCAUCCUGAUUAGAUCAUGGGCCUCGUUUUAUGGACAGGUAUUAAGUAGGUAUUAACACUCAAAAGCUUUGUGUAACUGGCACACGCUCUGUAAAGCGGCUCCACGUGCUUCUGAGUAAGACCCCCUGUAUCUCCACUGUGGGCAUCUGGUGGUACUCAAGAGGCCAUGUUGGGGUUCACCUCUCUGGCUUGUUCUUGGAGUGUACCUACAAUUUCGUGGGUUGGCUCAUGAGGCUCCAAAAGCGAUAAACCCUAUUUUGGUAGUUUUUAAAAGAGAAAACUACCCCAAAAGUUACAGAGUAAUGGGGAAAGCCAGAGCGUAGGGUUAGAGAAUCCUGUUAAAUUUGGCUGUUGCCAGUACCCUGUGUUAGUCAGCCACCAGGUAUCAUUUCCGGAAAGAGGUUACGUGACUCAGAAUUGGAUUGAAAAAGCAUCUCCGUUGUGAUUUCCUUUCCUUAUAAGAGAAUUUUCUAUUUUUAGUCAAAUCUGCAAUGUCUGGGUAUGAGUGUUGCAUCGGCAGCUUCCUUGGACAUGAACUUCAGCCUUGCAUCACUUUUUCUCACACCCACGUGACACACGUGCAUACGUUUGUGUAUACUGUGCAGGCAAAUGCUCACUCUCCCCGAAAGAGAAUUUUGAAGUGGAAAGGAGAAAGGCAGAGGAGGAAGAAAAUUCUUUUAAUUUAAAGCACACAUUCAAAAAAAAAAAAAAAAAACUCCAAACUUUAAAGUAAUUUAAACGAGUCAGCCUAAAACUGUAUUGUUUUCCUCCUCAGCCUGUGUGGUGCUGUGUUGCUCUACAUCUGGACACUGCACACACCCGUGGUUGUCAGUCCACAAGCAGUAAUGAAGCAGUCCCUGAGGGCGCCCUUGUUACAGACAUUUGGCACUUCGUAGAUGCCAGUGGGGUUAUCCAUGCUUGGUGACAAGGCUCAUGACUUAUCUAGACAGGGUUCCAAACUGACUCUUGCAAGCGGAAGGAAAAGGCAUCCUCUAGGGAAGGAGAACGCCUCUCUCGAAGCCCAGCCAAGAGAAGCCUCACCUCCCUGGAGGAAGAAGCUUAAAUGUUUGUAGCCCAGUGGGAUUCCUGAUGCCAGGCAAACUGGUUCCAAGGCAGGAGCCUUUCUUUGCCCAUCGAUGGCUGCUCCUCUGGCCCAGCUGGCUCACGGGAAACAGUGGUGCAAACAGAGCUCAAACUGGAGGUGCUUUCCUGAUCAGUGCUGCCUGGCUGCUGUUAGCCAGUCAGUUGGAGCAGUCCAGCACAGGCUUAGGCAGAGAGCCUUUGGUUUGGGUUGUUUUUCCCUCAGCGAGCUUCACCUUGACCAGUACUCUGCCUGGCUCUCCUUUUUCAAGGUGGAGACAGCUGGGCCAUCUGAGGUCGACUUCCCUCUCAGUCUCAGAUGCCUCACAGACCCCACGGGAGUGGUAGGGUUAUGGUUCUUGCUAUCUAUGAACCCUGUGGACAUGCACAGGGGCCUUUUUCUAGACCCCCUUUCUUUCCUAGUUACCGUGUGUCCCCUCCCUCCUGAUGCCUGUUUCCACUUGGCCUCCUUCUACCCUCCCUCCAGAUGGAGAUGCAAGCUAGAGUCUGUGGAGAGACAGGAAGCCUAGCAUCGAGUGAUGGAGAGGGAGGUAGCUUUGGAGUCCCACCCUCUGCCCUGCCUUGGCUCAGCACUCAGGGGAAGCAGCACUUUGAUUGUCAGCAUUGCUUGGGGUCAAGGGCCACAGCCAGCAGGCCUAAGCAGGUGGCUGUUUGGAGCAUGAGGCGGGGAAGAGGUGUGUCUGUCUUCUGCAGGUUCCCUGGGCCGGUCCAGGUCUGCAUGCCGCACUUUCAUUUGCUCCCGUACCGUGCUGCUUCCCGAGGGAGCCACUUGUAACAGCAACACUUCAAGCUCUCUCCUGUGUGUUUUGACAGGAAUGACUCGUGACCCAGGCUGUACAUGGCCGGGGGCUCACUGCUGUCACUGUGUCCAACAAACACUUGCUAAGCUGUUGCUCGUGUCUGACUGUCUCCCCCAGGUCUGGGGCCACGCCACCUGUGUGCCGUGAGAGCCCAGGAGGGUGGAAGAAGAGAAACUAGGGUGUCCUUGAGAGCUGAGGUGGGGAAAAGCAACACACAGGUCAGCCAGCCUAGUGGCCUGGAGGUCAGCCUGGCUCUUCCACUCAGUCCUGUGUCACAGGAGAAGUCCCUGCCUGCCCUCCUCAGUGCCCUUGGUGAGGAUUACAAGAGGUCACGGAGGGGACCAUUGUACGUGUACAGGAAGAAAGGGUUACAAGGCCUCUGGGUGUGUGUGGGUUGAUGUCUGUAUGCAGGUGAGGGCAGGCACAAGGUAAGGCAAGAGCCCGUGACUGGGCAGUGAAAAAGGAAGGCAGGCUGAGGAUCCUAGAGACAGGGGAGAGAGUACGGAGAGGGAGAAGAAAAAUGGAGGAAGAGAAGGACGACCCAGAUCCUCGUGGCUUUAAAGAGCCACAGGUAGCUAUGAAUAUCAUACACGGGAUGGAUAAUUACAGGACAGUUCGUCCAGUCUUAAGUGGGCAGCUUUAAUCAAUAUCAGUUGACUCUGAGUUCUUUGGGCGUUUUGUGGGUUGAGAAUUUACUCAUAUAAAUCUGAUUGAUAAAUUACAAGCCUCUAGAGUUUUGAUUUUUACCGGGUUACUGGGAAUUGUGACUAUAACCACAGGGGCCAGUGGCUGGGAAAGUGAGCAGAGCACACAACAGGAAAGCCUCAAGGUGGGCGGUCACUGCCUGGGGCUAGCCAUGGAGGCUGCGAGACCACUGGGGCCAGCGCUAGCGUGGGAUGGUGCCCCCAUCUUUAUUACACACAGGUGUGUGCAGCAGGCAGCAGCUGCACCAGCGUCCAGGCACCUACAGGGUGGCAUGUUAUGCUGCUGUGAUAUAAAGGCCCCAUGCCUUCAAUCCGGAUAGGAAAUGGCUCCUUUUAUUCCUGGGUCUGCCUCAUGGUCUCUGUGUGUGGAACCCCUGUUAUAGUCAGCAUCAGUAUACCUGCUCCAGGAUCCAAGGACGCUGGUUUUUUAGAUGUCUCUGAUCUCUACAAGGAAAGCCCCUAUGCCCCACCAUGUCCAGCCCAGAACAGGGCAACUACUCUUCUGUCUCCUCCUCUUGUCUUGUUUUUCAAUACAGGGUUUCUCUAACCCUGGUUGUCCUGGAACUUGCUCUGUAGACCAGGAUGGCCUUGAACUCAUGGAGACCCACCUGCUGCUGCCUCCCAAGUGCUGAGAUUAAAGGCGGGUGCCACCAGCACCUGGCUGGCACUGCCACCCUUGCGUUGCUAGGGAGAUAGAUGUCAGCAGGACAGCUGUGGAAAGGACUUGGUCUUCACAUCUGGGAUAGUGGGCUAGAGAAGUAUCUGCACAUGUGAAGUCAUGGGCAGUCGGGACUCAGGGCCCCAGUCGUGUUUUACUUAAGGUAAAGUGAAACCCAUUCUUUUUUCCCCUUUGAGCCAAGUUUGGUGCAUACAUGUGACCUUGAUCCUUACAUCGAUGUGAUCCUUGGAUUGCUUCAGGAAUGUUAUGAGGUCUUUGUAUAACUCUGCCUCUAGGAUUUGAUUGGACUUAAUGGGCUUUUCUACUAAGAACAUAAAAACUGAGGCUAGUUUCAGCAAAACCAGUCACCCCUCACGGUCGCCCUCUGUACUUGCUGCCCACAUUAUGAGCUGCUUUCCAUUGAUAACAAAGAUCUGAGUACACGAUGGGCACAUCCUAACCCCCACAUGCUCGAACUGAAACGUGUCAACGUGCGGAUCUAAUACAGCUGUUUAUAUACUGUGUAUAUUAAAAUUAAAACGACAUGAGGUGGCUUAAGAAGUGUGUAGAGAAUAAAUCUAAAGUGUUUUACUAA